Messenger RNA from Mytilus californianus (California mussel), 1708 nucleotides. Its product is annotated as proton myo-inositol cotransporter-like. The transcript has 8 exons. Gene Ontology annotation, molecular function: myo-inositol:proton symporter activity. Gene Ontology annotation, biological process: transmembrane transport. The record is from RefSeq and is a predicted model, not a curated record. NCBI's taxonomy places the organism in Eukaryota, Metazoa, Mollusca, Bivalvia, Mytilida, Mytilidae. Gene Ontology annotation, cellular component: membrane. The coding region runs from base 298 to 1644 and encodes 448 amino acids.
GUAGGGGCAUUAUGUUUUCUGAUCUGUGCGUCCGUUCGUUCGUUCGUCCGUCUGUCCCGCUUCAGGUUAAAGUUUUUGGUGAAGGUAGUUUUUGAUGAAGUUGGAGUCCAAUCAACUUGAAACUUAAUACACAUGUUUCCUAUGAUAUGAUCUUUCUAAUUUUAAUGCCAAAUUAGAGUUUUGACCCCAAUUUCACGGUCCACUGAACAUAGAAAAUGAUAGUGCGAGUGGGGCAUUCGUGUACUAUGGACACAUUCUUGUUCAUACUGUAUUUAAUUUUUAACAGGUAUAACUUCAAUGACUGUUCCAGUGUAUAUAGCGGAAUGUGCACCAGCUCAUAUGAGAGGAAGAUUGGUUGCACUGAAUAAUGCAUCUAUUACUUGUGGACAAUUCAUAGCAAGUGUAAUUGAUGGUGCUUUUAGCUAUGAUAAAAGAAAUGGAUGGAGAUACAUGCUUGGUAUUGCCGGAAUUCCUUCUGCAAUACAGUUUGUCGGUUUUCUGUUUUUACCCGAGAGUCCGCGUUGGCUUCUGAGUAAGAGGAAAGAUGAUCAAGCGAGAGAAAUUUUGCGACGCAUCAGAGAUACAGAUGACGUUGAAGACGAAAUUCUGGAUGUGAAAGCAAGAUUUAAAGAACACGAAGCAUCUGAUUAUCAAGGUGGAUUACUGAAAAGGAUUUUUACGACGCCAUCAGUAAGACGUGCUCUGUUUCUAGGAUGUGGUAUUCAAUUAUUCCAACAACUCAGCGGCAUCAACACCGUCAUGUAUUAUAGUGCAAGUAUUAUAAAAAUGAGUGGAGUUAGAGAUAAUUCUACUGCUAUAUGGAUGUCAGCAGCAACAUCUUUUGUUAACUUCGUCUUCUCCUUACUUGGAGUUUGGCUAGUAGAGAGAAUAGGAAGACGAUUGCUUGCUUUGCUCAGCUUAGUGGGCAUAUUAAUAAGCCUAAUAGUUUUAGCUGUAGGAUUCCAGUUGUCGGCUUACAGCUCGCCUUCAAUUGAACUGCAUGAACAAAUCGCAGAAAACAACAGCUGUAAUUAUUUCAGCUCAUGUCAAUCCUGUAUUCAGACAUCUGAUUGUGGAUUUUGUUAUGUAGAGUCAGGCAAUUCAGCGGUCAAUGGAUCAUGUCUUCCUUAUAGAGAACCUACAUACUCUUCACUAGGUCGAUGUAACUCUUCUAGUUUACCCAAUGAUUUGGUUUGGGCUGACAAUUUUUGUCCAUCAUCUUACUCUUGGAUGGGAUUGAUGGGGUUGGUAUUGUACCUAAUGGCAUUUGCUCCAGGUUUAGGACCGGUUCCUUGGACAAUAAAUUCGGAGAUUUAUCCUCUCUGGGCAAGAAGUGCAUGUAGUGCCAUGGCGACAUCAACAAAUUGGAUUUUUAAUUUACUAGUUUCUUUGACAUUUCUGACGUUAAUUGAAAAUAUCACCGCAUAUGGUACAUACUGGUUGUUUGUUGGUAUUGUCACUAUAGCAUUGAUAUUUAUUUUCAUCGCUCUGCCAGAAACAAAAGGCCUAAAGUUGGAGGAGGUUCAACAACUAUUUGACCAAGGAUCUUGCAUGUGUGGAAAGUCAAUGAAUGAUAAUAAUCGCUCAGAUGAAGAAAUUGUUGUAUCGACUGUUGACAAGACCUAUUCAUCAACAAAGCUAUAAUAUUUUAUAUCACAAAGUAUCAUAUAUGCUACUAAUUUUGCAAACAGAUUAUAUACUAGUAUUA